UAAUUUUAAUUUGUUGCAAGUAAAAAGAUACUGUUACUACCAGUAAUACACUUAAAUCAGGAUAUGAAAAUAGCUCAAAAUUAAGUUAGAUACUGGUUAUUUAUUGAAAUUAGACUACAGUGUCAGUGGUUAUUUUCUAAUGCAAGUAAAAUUUGUUUAAUAAUUAAAUAUGAAAGAGGCAUAUGAUAAUUUUCAACAAGUUCUGGUUUUAGUAUUUCAAGGGGAUGAAUAUGGUUAUAGUCGUUACAUUUUCAAAUUGUUGAAUAUUUCCUGGGACCACAGCCAGGUGCAAAAAAUACAUGCUUUAAAAUCAUGAGGCAUUCGUUAGUGCUAUUUCACUGGUAACCCUGUUACAAUUUCCCUUCUGAAAAGAACUGUGUAAGAGUUUGUUUAAAUAUUUCGACUAAAAUGUUUAUUCAUAUAUCCGUUUUGUUUACUACAACGUAGCACUCCUCUGUUCUGUGCAAUCUUAUCCAGCCAUAUUAAAGUAAAAACAUUACAUUCCAGGCGCGUAGCUGCCUAUACGCGAGUACGCAGCUGAAUCCACAUUAUUUUGACAACAAAUUUUUUUUUAGUAAAAAAAAUGUGGUUUGAAAUUCAGCCGCGUUCGCCAGAUCUGAUAAUUACCACACUGAAUACUUUAUAAAUCAUAUAGCCUAAAUCGUACACCAUACCGUAGUAUUUUUUUGAAAAGUUGUCGGCCUUUGCAGCUCUUCAAAGUCGGAAGUUUGCACGCGCCGUAUUUUCGAAAUGUAAACAAAUGUUUACAUCGAGUUCUUAAAAAAGUCAUCAGCAGAAUCAGCGAUAGAAAAGAGGUAAUUAUAACUAAAAUGUUACUAUGUAUGCCUAGUGUUUAUUUGUUUCGGUCUGUUUGUUGAGUAAUGACAUGUUUGACCAUGUCUGUGAACCGAUUCUAGCGAGACUGACAACAUUUUGAACUAACCAACCUUAAUCAGUGAAUUCAUGAUGCAAAUGUGAAAAAUUCUGGUGCAUUUGUCGUAUUAGUUACUCUGCAUUUUUGAAAUAGUUCCUUCUUGGUAGAUUAGUUAUAUUGAUACAUGGAAUUUUUAUGAAAAAAACAUUUCUGGUAAACACAACGCUCGUCAUUUUUUUCAUCUACGGAAGCGCAUAAAGGUCAAAAGUAUUCCGAUUUCAUACAUGUACGGAGCCACAAUUUAUUCUUCCAGGUUCUAAUUACGCAAGAAAUAUGGCACAGAAGAGAAUUGACAGCUUCUUCAGCGUAGGUCCAAAAACUGGGCUGUCUGAAAAAGGCACCGAUGCAACCGAGCCUAGUACAUCGCCCGGUACGUCUGGUGUGAAGGAGGGUCCUGAACCUAUGACUUUAGAUAAAGAUGAGCUCGUGGGGAUUGCGUACAGUCCCGAUGACUUGUAUCCUGAUCCAGCAAGGUUAACAAAGGCUUCAGAUGACUCGAUAAAAGUGAAAGUGCUGCAAAACAACAAAGAAUGGGCCAAAACUUUUAAGUUUCCGUCAAGGUAAACUGAUUCUGAUUCAUUUGAUUUAAAGAUGUGAAGUUAUAACGGUUGCAGAUCAAUAGAAAAUUGUAGUUUAGUCAACCAGUAUUGUAUAGAAAAAUACCGUUAAAAUCUCUAAACACAGUCCCGAGGUCUCAAAAUCGAUGGUUUAUGUUGAGGUCUUUUUGUGAGUGGUACAUGUGGGAAAAUAGACGCAAGCCCGUCUCUUACCACUCGAUUGUAAACCCAUAUUAAUAUACUGCUUCUUCCACUUGUUCGAUGUUUGGUUCCAUUAUAAUUAUAUUAGCGCGCUAAUGACAUGUUUACUAUAUAAUUAAGACGAAUAAAGUAUAGUGAAUAUACUCAUAUAUCUGAUAACGUUAUUGAAGUACCAGUAUCAUAAGUAUACUAGUAAGAUACUAGAUAUAUACUAUUAAAAUGGAAUCAUUUGCUUCCCUGCUUUCCGGAUUUCUACGUAUUUGGUUGCAAAAUUGUUCCAUUUCAAGUUCGUACACUAUUUCUUUAUUUUAUUAUUUCAGUAUUGAGUAUGGAACGAAGCGUCAGUUCUCGGUAGAUUGGCUAGAGAAGUAUGACUGGCUUCGAUAUUCAGUUUCCGAGAAUUCAGUGUAUUGUGCUCCCUGUAUUUUGUUUGGUGCUUCAUCUCCAAAGGAGAAAACAUUCAUCAAUACCCCAGUAUCAAAAUGGUCUAACCUUGGAAAGUACAUCAAGAGACAUACCGAGCCUGGUUCGAGUCAUCAUAGCUGCUGCGCUAGUGCUAGUAGUUUUAUGAAAAUCAUCGAAGGGAAACAAGCAAGCAUUACAGCACAACUGUCGAGAAACAAAGUCGAAACUGUUGCUAAAAAUAGACAGGUGCUUAGAUCUGUUAUAGAGGUCAUCAUUCUGUGCGGUCGACAAAAUAUUCCACUUAGAGGUCAUGAUGACAACAAUAGUAACUUUACUGUCCUGUUGAAAGACAAGGCCAACAGGGAUGAAAUCCUGAAAACACACCUGUCCUCUAAAUCUAAGGUUACUUACACUUCGCCUAUGAUCCAAAAUGAAUUAAUCACUUUGUUGGGAAAUAACAUAAAAGGCAAGAUAGUUCAGCAGUGCAACGAUGCUAUUUGUUAUUCAUUUCUUGCAGAUGAAGCUACUGACGCGAGCACUAUGGAACAAAUUGCUAUGUGUGUAAGAUAUUAUUCUGAAACUGAACAGGACGUGCGUGAAGACUUUGUGGGAUUUGUGCAAGCAGAAUCUACAACAGGAGAGGCUCUUUUUAACAAGUUUAUUGAGGGGCAGCGGGACGCAGGAUUAGACAUCUCCAAGAUGAGGGGACAAGGGUAUGAUGGGGCCAGUAAUAUGUCUGGUUGUCAUCGAGGUGUGCAAGCUCGGGUCCAGCAAGUAGUUCCCCAAGCAAUGUAUGUGCACUGCAAAGCCCAUAGCCUUAAUUUGUCAAUUGUGCAUGCCUGUAAAGAGGCACUCGUCAGAAACUUGUUGGACACAGUACAACAAAUCGGAUUUGCUUUCAAGUACUCUGCCAAACGUCUUUUAGCUUUCAAAGAGGAGCUUGGCAACGAUCCCGUGGCACAGGAAGAGAUGCAGAAGAGAACACGUCUUCAAAGUCUGUGUGAGACGCGAUGGGCUAGUCGGGCUGACGCACUUUACACUUUCAAAGCUGCAUACACAUCAAUUGUAAGUGCACUGGAGGUGCUAGAACGAGAGGGAGACUCAAAAGCACGGAGCUACAGAUGCAGUAUCCUUGGGUUCGACUUCAUCAUCUCUCUAGUUGUGGUUGAAUUCGUCCUCCAGGGUGUUAUGCCUCUAAACAAGCUGCUACAGAAGCAGAAUAUCGACUUGAUCGAAGCAGCCAAGGAGAGUCGAGUUCUUAUAGCCACAUUUCGUGCAGAGAGAGCCGAUGAUGCUGUGUGGGAUGGGCUUUACGACAAAGCAGUUGCCAUGGCAGAAGACCAAGGAGUCGAGCCUUCAAAGCCUAGAACAGCUCGACGCCAACAGCACCGUGGCAACGUGCCUGCCGACUCUGUUUCGGAAUACUGGAAAAGAGCAUUGUUCUAUCCAUUUCUUGAUCAUCUAGUUGUGGAACUAGAAGACCGUCUUGUAUCCAGCAAUGAGAGGUUUAAGGCUCAAUAUCUCAUCCCAAGCCUUCUUCCUGAGCUCAGCCGAGAUCACGAGGAUUCCAUCUUCCAGGAGUAUGAGAGUGACCUCAGUGGGGAUCGGGAAGCCUUCCGAAAUGAGGUUUCUCGAUGGAAAGUAAGAUGGGAGCUGGAGGGGACAAAACCCUCAAAUCUUACUGACACAUUGAAGGCUACGAACAAGACUCUGUAUCCAGACAUCUUCACCUGUCUAGUUGUACUAAUUACGAUGCCAGUGUCUACCGCUACCGCCGAGAGGCAGUUUAGUAUCAUGAGACGCCUGAAAAACUACAUGAGAUCAACGAUGCUCACAGAACGGAUGUCUGGACUAGCCCUGUUGCACGCCUACAGACACAUGGAAAUAGAUAUUGAUAUUAUCAUUAACGAGUUUGCGGCCAGCAAAGGCCGCAAGUUAGACUUGCUGUGAAAUGUAGACUAGUUGAAAUAAACGAAAGUAAAGCUAUUCAUCUCCAUUUUUAUGCUAAAAUAAAUGGAUUUUCGUUGGUCAAGAAAGCUCUCCGGAGGCCCCAAAACGCACCAAAUUGCACCAUUUAUUUCAAAAUUUUCAGGGGGGGCAUGCCCCCUGACCCCCCCUAGAUUAUUUUGAAUCCACAUUCUUUAUAGGCUAGCUACGCGCCUGCAUUCUUUACAUUGAAGUGCUUGAUGUAGCAUUUUAAUAUACAGCCAAUCCCUGAAAUAGGUUAACCACAUACGCUAGUACCCUUAGUCUUUGUAUUUUACUUCCGAGGUGGGGUUCAAAAUAUUUUUAACAAUCACUUUACAUAAUAAAUCUAUAA
Molecule: messenger RNA, 4417 nt
Organism: Mizuhopecten yessoensis (Yesso scallop)
Lineage: Eukaryota; Metazoa; Mollusca; Bivalvia; Pectinida; Pectinidae
Product: 52 kDa repressor of the inhibitor of the protein kinase-like
Exons: 2
Coding region: 1912-4047 (711 amino acids)
Molecular function (GO): protein dimerization activity
Source: RefSeq, a predicted model, not a curated record